AUGUCGAUUGCGCAGAAGCAAGAAUGGGAGCGAGACGUCCUGCCGGGGCUUCAACAAUUAGUGUGUAUAUCAUUUUCAAGCAUUCUGGCAAGAACUGAAAAGAUUGCAAAUCUUCUAAAGAAAGCACUAGUUGGGGACAGUGCGGUGAGGCCCUUCCAGGGCACUGCAGCAGCCUAUGCACCAGUGGCACAUUAUCGGACUGUUAAAGGUGUAGACUCCAGUGAAGAGAGUUUUUCUGAUUCAGAUGAUGAUACCUCUCUUUGGAAACGCAAGCGACAGAAGUGUUUCAACCCCCCUCCCAAACUAGAGCCUUUUGCAUUCGGCCAGGGCAGCCAGAAGCCGCCUUUUGCUGGAGGGAAGAAGGUUAACAACAUCUGGGGUGCUGUGCUGCAGGAGCAGAAUCAAGAUUCCGUGGCCAACGAACUUGGUAUCUUGGAAAUGGAAGGCACUAUUGACAAAAGCAGACAGUGCGAGGCCUACAAUUAUUUGCUUGCUAAGAAACUUAAGAGGGAGUCUCAAGAACAGACAACAGAAUUAGACAAAGAGCUAGAUGAAUAUAUGCAAGAUGGCAAGAAAACAGGCUCAAAGGAAGAGGAAAACGGGCAAGGUCAUCUCAAACGGAAACGACCUGUCAAAGACCGACUAGGGGACAGACUGGAAAUGAACUAUAAAGGCCGGUAUGAGAUCACAGAGGAGGAUUCUCAGGAGAGAGUGGCUGAUGAAAUUACUUUCAGGUUGCAGGAACCAAAGAAAGAUCUGAUAGCCCGAGUAGUGAGUAUUAUUGGGAACAAAAAGGCAAUUGAACUUCUGAUGGAAACUGCUGAAGUAGAACAGAAUGGUGGCCUUUUCAUAAUGAAUGGUAGUCGAAGAAGAACACCAGGUGGAGUUUUCCUGAAUCUCCUGAAAAACACUCCUAGUAUCAGUGAGGAACAAAUUAAGGACAUUUUCUACAUUGAAAAUCAAAAGGAAUAUGAAAAUAAAAAAGCUGCUAGGAAGAGGAGAACACAACUGCUGGGGAAAAAGAUGAAGCAAGCUAUUAAAAGUCUGAAUUUUCAAGAAGAUGAUGAUACAUCACGAGAAACUUUUGCAAGUGACACGAAUGAGGCCUUGGCCUCUCUCGAUGAAUCACAGGAGGGACAUGGAGAAACUAAGCUGGAUGUAGAGGAAGAUAUUGAGGUUGAUCAUUCUCAUGAUUUAGACAUUUUUUAGUACAUUUGAGAAAUAAACCUUCCUAAAAUAAUAUUGUAAUAAACCAUUUCUACUGAAUUGCUUUGUUUUACUUUGCACUGAUUAACAUGAAUAUCUGGAGAAAAAGAUCUGUUUUUUUGUUUUAAAUGAUAUUGAAUAUGGGCGGAGAUGAAUGAGAUCAGUAAAAACUUUUGCAUUUUCUCGUGUCUGACAACAUACUUAAAGUAUAUAGCUGAGAAUUUAAUUUCUCGAUCUGUUGCAUGUGCUAUGACUAGUUGAGAAUCAGUUUUGUCCAGGUCAUUAUAACAUGCCAUUCAAAAGUUUGUUUUCUUUUUCAUAUUUAUCUUUGCAGUGAAUUAUGACUGGUUUCAAUACAUUCCACUAAAAGAUCCUACUAAGACAUAAAUUGUUAAACUAUUUAUUACAAAUGCAUCCAAAUUUAGUAUGUCUGUGUUUGAAGAACUCUUAGGCUAUUUUAAGGAUAGUGAUUAAAAUUCAAUUAUGUUUAUUCUGAUGGGCCUUCCCACUUGUUUGUCCAGAAGUAAAUAAAUAGCAGAAGCUUUUCAAAAAUGUAUUGAUUCAUAACUUAACUUUGGUUUGUUUGUCUUUUUUAUUUUAUUUUUUUUGACUUAUUAAUUAACUUGGUCAUACACUAAAUACUGAAUGUGAUCCAUACCUGUGUAUCUAAUUACUAUGGAUAUUUAAAAUGUUUUCAGUGGUGGCCUGCCUGUUUUACCUUAUGUUAAGGAAGUAUUAAAAAUAUCACAUCUGCA
Molecule: messenger RNA, 1961 nt
Organism: Myotis davidii
Lineage: Eukaryota; Metazoa; Chordata; Mammalia; Chiroptera; Vespertilionidae
Gene: PHAX
Product: phosphorylated adaptor for RNA export
Exons: 6
Coding region: 1-1209 (402 amino acids)
Biological process (GO): snRNA export from nucleus
Cellular component (GO): nucleus
Source: RefSeq, a predicted model, not a curated record